GCGUUAGAGACGCACACAGCUGGGCAGCAGGAGGACAGGGGGAUCGACACGUGAAACAUUUUUUCUACAUGACAUCGGUGAGGACUGCAGCUAUGGACUUAUUCAAACAACAGAAAGUGGAGGAUUUCUAUGAAAUUGGUGAAGAGUUGGGAAGCACCAGCAACAGAUCCCCGAAGCUGGCCCGGCGUGAGUGACGGGGGAGUGAGACAGACGUAACCGGCUGGGCUCCUCUUGAAGGCUUCCGGCCAGGUGUAGCUCAUCAAGCUUCAUGCAGCUCGUCCACAGUGGGCAGUUUGCCAUUGUAAAGCAAUGCAGAGAGAAAAGCACAGGGCUGGAAUUCGCCGCCAAGUUUAUCAAGAAGCGGCAGAGCAUGGCCAGCUCCCGAGGAGUGCGGCGGGAGGAGAUAGAGCGGGAAGUGGACAUCCUGCAGCAGAUUCAGCACCCAAACAUAGUCACGCUGCACGACGUCUACGAGAACCGCACUGAUGUGGUGCUCAUCCUGGAGCUGGUAUCUGGAGGAGAGCUCUUUGACUUCCUGGCACAGAAGGAGUCUUUGAGCGAGGAAGAAGCCACUCAGUUCAUCAAGCAGAUCCUGGAGGGGGUGAACUACCUACAUGCAAGGGAAAUCGCUCACUUUGAUCUUAAGCCAGAAAACAUUAUGCUGCUGGACAAGAAUGUGCCGUUACCAAGAAUAAAACUCAUAGAUUUUGGUCUCGCCCACAAGAUUGAAGCCGGGGUUGAGUUCAAAAACAUAUUUGGAACACCUGAGUUUGUAGCACCGGAGAUUGUCAACUAUGAGCCACUGGGAUUAGAAGCCGACAUGUGGAGCAUUGGGGUCAUUACCUAUAUCCUGCUGAGUGGUGCUUCACCUUUCCUGGGAGAGACCAAACAGGACACUCUGAGGAACAUUUCAGCCAUCAAUUAUGAGUUUGAUGAGGAGUUCUUCUGUCACACCAGUGAGCCGGCCAAGAAAUUCAUCAGCCAGUUGUUGGAGAAGGAUAAGAGGAAAAGAUUAACAAUUCAAGAAGCUCUUAAUCAUCCAUGGAUCAAGUCCAAUGAGCACAAGGAGGAGAAUAAAGCCAAGGAGCCAAAGAAACGGGAGCGGCGCCAGCUGAAGACAAAGCGCCUGCGGGAGUACACUAUCAAGUCCCACUCCAGCAUGCCACCCAACAACACCUAUGUAAACUUUGAGCGCUUUGCCCAGGUGGUGGAGGACAUUGACCAGAUGGAGAGCUCAUUUGUCAGCCUGGCAGCAGCCCAUGACUCCCUGCAGGAAGACAUCGAUGCCAUGGUCUCCAUAUAUAAUGAGAAGGAGACCUGGUAUAAGGAGGAGAGUGAAGAUGUGCGCCAUGAGCUCUCGCAAAUCCGCUACGAGUUCCGUAAAGUUGAGGCCUAUAAGAGGAGCCUGCAGGACGACAUGCAGGCCUUCAGCUCCAGCCUCGACGGAAUCAGCAACCGCUACCAGGAGAGACAGAACCACUUCGAAUCGCUGCGUCAAGAGCUCAGCAAUGAACUGAAGUGGGUGCAGGAGGUGAUGGGUUCAUUUCCCAUGGAUGGAGGUGGUGGAGGAUACCCCAACCGCAGCUUCUCCAACGUCUUCAACAACGACGUAAAUGAAGCCCUGAAGGAGCUGCUGAACCGCUCCUGUGGAGGAGAGCUGCUGUCCGGGAUCAACCUGGACUUAGAAACCGGACAGCAAAGAUAAAUGCUUCAGUUAUUCAAUAACCAUUUUAAAUCAUGGUGACUAGUAAAAUAUAAGAAAUAAGGCUUUCAAAAGGGUUUAAGUUCUACCUACAACCAUUUGCUUCUGAUGAGAACAUCAAGAAAGAGUUCCCUUGUAGGAAUAAGGGUUCAAUUAAGAACCUUUUUCUUCCAAGUAACCAUUUUUGGUAGAAAGAGUUCUUGAAUGAUUGAUGACAGCAUGGGUGUUAAUAACAUUCCUGGCCACACCCCCAUAAUGAAUGUGAUCCAAGAAUGUUCUGGGUAGCCUCAUCAACCUGGUCCUUAAAGUAGCCUAUAUCAAAGACUAAAGCCACUGGAUAUGGUUUCCAUAGAAAAUAGCUGAUAUGUUAAAGUAGAACCAAUUUUAGGUUGCUCGGACUUCCCUAACCACAAUAUGUAAUUAAUGGGAUUCAAUCAUUUUGGGCUCUAAAGUACACUGCAAUGUGGUUCUUCGAGAAUUCUCAGAAGAGAGGGUGAUAAUGGGUGAAACCCUUUUAAAAAGGUUCUGUUUAGGUCCCCUGUGAAUGUUCUAGAUACAAUCCUUAUAAUAUAAAAGGAUUCCCAGUAAAACAUCAUGGGUUUUUGGCAGCACCUGUAUACAGUGUAAAGGUUCUGGAUGGAACCCCAAGAGAGGGGUUUUGGGUAAAAAAACAUUCACGGAUGGUUCUAGAUAUAUCCCCUUUUAUGCUCUGAUAGGUUAGAAGGUGGAACCUUGAACAUAAAAAGGGUUCUCCUAUAUAAUGGGGACAAGCUGAAGAAUGCUAUAUUGUUCAUGUAAGACCUUUAUUUCUAAGAGUUUACAUACCCAAUGUCACAAUAGGGAGGUCUGUGUCCGGCCCUAACGGAUUAUUUCUGUUGCAAUACAAAUAUUUCAGUCAAGUCAGAAAAGUAUUACCCAAUCUUCACAUUUUUUAAUUAUUUGAACAACAAGGUAUGUCAUCACAUACAGUGCAUACAAUGCAAUGGUCAGCAGACUCAUUUUGGUAUAAGUUUUAGGCAAUAAUGUCAAUCGUUGUGCUCUGUCCUGGAGAUAAAGGUACUAUGGAUGUUUGUAUUCUUAAAUGCUUAACUGUAUCUUUCAAUGUCAAAUCAAAUAUUUAAGAAAAAAUAAAUAGAAUCGUGUACACACUAAAAAGCAGGUUACUUCAGAUCAAUGAAUACUAUGACAGCCAGCUGAUAUUUGCACAAGCAUGCUUACACAAUAGUGUUAACUUGGUACCACUUUACAAUAAGACUACCCUUAUAAACGGUUUACAAAUAGUUUGUAAUUGAUUAAUUAGGUUGUGAACACUUAUAAAUCAUUAAUAAGCCAUGAGAUAAACAGGGCAACUGUGACCGGUUGCUUGCCAAAUAGAGAGCACAUUUGAGCCCAGUGACUCUUUGUCAUAGUGUUCCACAUUCAACCGGAUCGAAUCAGAGCUGGUAGCAUUUUAGAAUGUCAGGGGGUUUGCAGGUUAUGGAAAGAUAUCUUUCUUUAUACUUAAAUAUCCAAACUGAAGUUCUUAAAUGGCUUCAGUUUGGAUUAUAAAACACUAUUUUGGUUGAUGGAGAAGUCCUGUCAUGCAGCAAAGUUACAAGUUGUUUUUGUUUUUCUCAGUUUUUUUCGGUGGUAAAAAUGUCUCAUGAUUUAUCUGAAAUGCCAUUUCAUUUCAAACUUGAAGACACACUUGGUCCGCUUGUGAAUCUUGGUUAGUUAUGGAGCAUUAGUCAUGGCGGCAGUGAUGAGAGGUGCUGUCUGCCGGGAUAAGCUGGAACAGAUCAGAGACAACAUGGUACUGGAGGGUCAUUUUUACCCCUUUUUUGUGAAUGGGUCCACUUUUGAGGAAUUUCAACAUACUCUUUUUUUCUUACAAUAUUUAACCACCAACUGAAGAUUAAAUGACUAUAACAAAUUGAUGAAUUAUCUUAAUGAGAUUCAGUAAACGUUAUAAAGGCAGCAUGACUGAGAGAAUGCAACACAUUCAACCAAGGGUGUAACUUUGGUUUGAGAAGUGGGGGACACACACAAAACAGGGGGUCUGUGGGUUUCCUUCGCAACGAAAAACGAUUUGAAUCCCAUUUACUGCCUUUCUACAGAUAUGGU
This is a messenger RNA of Notothenia coriiceps (black rockcod), 3805 nucleotides long. Its product is annotated as death-associated protein kinase 3-like. NCBI's taxonomy places the organism in Eukaryota, Metazoa, Chordata, Actinopteri, Perciformes, Nototheniidae. Gene Ontology annotation, molecular function: ATP binding; protein serine/threonine kinase activity. Bases 269 to 1705 code for a protein of 478 amino acids. Gene Ontology annotation, biological process: intracellular signal transduction; positive regulation of apoptotic process; protein phosphorylation. The record is from RefSeq and is a predicted model, not a curated record. Gene Ontology annotation, cellular component: cytoplasm; nucleus. The transcript has 10 exons.